Molecule: messenger RNA, 9483 nt
Organism: Diachasma alloeum
Lineage: Eukaryota; Metazoa; Arthropoda; Insecta; Hymenoptera; Braconidae
Gene: Dlg5
Product: disks large homolog 5
Exons: 9
Coding region: 308-6301 (1997 amino acids)
Molecular function (GO): protein binding
Source: RefSeq, a predicted model, not a curated record
UUGGCCUGUUGAUCAGUCCGAGCUCUGCGCUCUUAAGGAAUAUGUAACCUAUAUUAUGUUUAACAAUGCGUAGUGUAAAAGAAAAAAAGAAAGCUAUAGAUUCCAAAGUGUAAAGUCGUCACACAGGAGACUGCAUAACGGUGAGAAAAUAGGAAAAACAAGAUUGAAAGGGAAAAACUUGUAUUUCUUUGGUCCUACAUCGACCUAAUACAUUGUCCAGAUCUGUGAGCAACCGAUGAAAAUGGCGAGUUGUCAGUCUCGUUGGUGCACCAGGAAAAAUGGGUCGGUGGAAAAAUACUAGUGGUAGAUGACCAUACGAAUUUGUAAAAAGAAUACAGGGUGUUCCAGAGAAAGAGCAAAAAUGGCAUCAGAAGCAUCAUCUUUGGACAGUGCUGUUAGCAGUGAUGGGGCACUUCACAUGGAACGGGAUAAUGGAGGAUACGGCAGUGUUGAGAGUGCAGUAGGUGGUCCCGAUUGUCGUAACGACUAUGAUGGCUUGCAACGUGAUCAAACUUUACACCCAAUGCUCAUUAGACAUAAGCACUCGGAUUCAAUGAGACGAUGUGAUCACACUAUGAAAGAAUUGGAGUACUACUGCGGUCAGCAUAUUGUUGCAAUGAAUCAACUGGAAGCAACCUCACAAGAGAGCUCAGCUCUGCUGGGCACAUAUGGUGAUCUUGUCAGCGAUAAACAGCGGCUGGAUCGUGAAGUUCAGGCUCUUCAAAAAGAGGUAUCAGAAUUGAGGUGCCAAAAUCAAGAUGUACUAGUUGCUAAUAGUGGCAAGAAUGAUACUAUAAAUCAGCAUUAUCUAUCAGCUCUAAGGAAAUAUAAGGCAAUUGAGGAUGGGUAUGAUUCGCUUAAAAAACGAUAUGAUGAUUUGUUGUCUUCACAUUCAUCCGCUGUUAAUAAGUUGGAGUUGGCACAUGAAGAAGUAGCACGAUUCAAAAAACAAUAUGAAGAGGCAAUUCAAGAAAGAAAUGCAGCAUUUAGGGAGAAAAAUGGCUUGAAACAGCAGUGUACAUCGGCAAUAAGGCAGUGGGACAUAGCAAUGCGAGAACGCAAUGAGUAUCGUGAAGCAUUAUCCAAAGUACAGCAGCAACAUGAAGAUGCUGUGAAAGAAAUCAAUCAAGCAAUGAUGUUACGGAUGAAAACAAGCAAAGAUAUGAAACGACUGACAGAAGAGAGGAAUGCAGCACUCCAUGAGUAUACUUUAAUAAUGGGGGAACGUGAUACAGUACAUAAGGAAAUGGAAAAAUUGGGUGAUGACCUAUCUCAGGCAUAUGCUAAAAUAACUCAUUUGGAAAAUCAAAACAAACAAUUGGCAGAUGGAAAAAAAACAUUGUCCUAUCAAAUUGAGACGCUGCGUCGUGAAAUUUCAUCAGCACUUUUAGAUCGGGAUGAAGCAUUCAAAGAGUGUAAUGUACUGCGUCAGAAAUUUGGUGAUUAUUCGGAGGUUGCUAGUAGAGAUUAUAAAAAUCGAUUGGAAAUACAUUCGUACAAUCGUGAACGGAUAAAUUCAUCAAAGGAAACAGAAUGUGAAGUAAAUACUAUUCGGGACUAUUCGAAACGUGAAAAAGAGAGGAUGGAUGAUUUGGAUCAGGCAAAUUUGGAAAUUGAUAGACUUAGAAAGCAAGUUGAGGCUGUUCAAGGGGAACUCGAAGAAGCUAUUCAAGAAGCUGAGGUAUCAAAACGUCGUCGAGAUUGGGCAUUCAGUGAACGUGACAAAAUAGUACUAGAAAGAGAGGCUCUAAGAUCAAAUUGCGAUAGAUUGAGAAAAGAGAGGGAUAGAGCGGUUUCAGAAUUUGCAAGUGCGAUUAGAGAUUCUGAUGAUAUAAAGAAACAAAGGAAUGAAGCUUCAAAGGAACUUAAAGAUCUCAAAGAAAUGAUUGAGAGUGAUUUAUUAACACGAUCAUCCAGUAUUUAUGGCCAUCAUGAAGAUAAUAAUUCCAACGAAUGGGAUGUAAUAACAAUACACUUGGAUCUCAGUAGAUUGUGUCAAGAUACAGAUCGUGAUUUGGGUUUGGUUUUAAUUGGUGGACGUCAAGAUCCUUAUUAUCCAAAUGAUACAGGGGUUUAUGUUGCACAGAUUAAUGACGGAAGUAUUGUUGGUGGAAAAUUGAGAGUAAAUGACUGUAUAAUUCGUGUCAACAAUGUAGACUGCACUUCAGUAUCAACUAGAAUGAUUCUUGAAACACUUCGUGCAUGUACCGUUGGCUCAGCAACAGUGACUGUUCGUCGUAAACGAUCAACACGACGAUACCUGAGAACUACUCAAUUACCUAUUGGCGAUACUAUACCUCAUGGCAUUGCCUUGGAACUUGGUAUUUAUAUAUCAAAAAUAUCUCCAGGUAGUUCAGCCGCUAAAGAUGGCAAUUUAUCAGUUGGCGAUCGUGUAUUAAAUAUCAAUAGUAAACCAAUGGAUAGUGUUACAUCAGCUCAUGAAGCAAUGAGCUUAUUGAAUGAUUGUAUUGCUGAUGUAUUGACAAUAACAACACUCAAAGGAAUUCCAUUAUCAUUGGCUUCAAGCUCAGAAACAAUGCCUGAUACUGGUGUGAUUUAUGGAACAGAUAGUAAUAAUAAGAGUCAAAAAAUGGUUAACAAUUGUUCACAAACUGAGCAAGAACGUAUCAUGUUAAAAGCAACAUCUGAUGAUUAUGAACGUCGCUAUAUGGCAUCAAAUUUCAAUGAAAGAAGUAUAUAUAAAGUGUCAAAAUCAAUUAGUGGUGAUAAACCAAGUGGUAUUAGUCAUGCGUGGGAUAAUAUACGUGAAAAAAUUGAUAUUGUCAGAGGUAGAAGGCACAGUAAAGAUCGUGAUGAUAAGAAAAAACAGCGUCACAGAAAUUCUAGCCCAAAUACAUUUGAACAGGAGCAAGAUGCAAUAGCUGAAUUGGAUUCAGUAAUUGAAAGUUAUCAUCAAAAAAAGACAAUUACAACAACAACAACAGCAACAACAACAACGGUAGCUAUAGGGGCAGGGACAGUAGCAGCAGCAGCAACGCCACCAAUUACAACAAUGACAAUGCCAAUGAUUACAACGGCAACUUCAACGGCACCUUUAUCAACAUCAAUAAACAUUGCAAAUAAUAGUGUAUUAAAGAGAAAUAAAUUGAGAGGUACUGAAAAAAUGGAAAAAGAUGGUGGUACAUGGCCAAAAGUUCGAGGGGGUCCACUCAUUCAAAAUGGUACUGGAACAAUUUUACAUCCACGAAAAACAAAGGAGAGAUUACCACUGAGUGUUCUUAUUAAUCAUCCACCGAAAUACGAGAGCUAUAACUACAACAGAAUAUCAAAUCCAAUUCCAUUGGGUAAUUUUUCAAAUGUAAGCAAUCGUCAUACUGUUUAUAAAGCUAUGGAAAGCCCAGUGUCAUUCAGUAAAUCAGGUCAACUAUUUGGACAUAAAUCAUUUACACCAGGUGUAAUUCAAUUCAAGGAUAUUGCUUCAUUGGAGAAAAAACCAGCGAGUGCAGAAUUUGAACCAGUUGAGUCAGGGCGUCUGAGUUCGAGUCAAGCUCCAUCCGAGAGUAGCAUUGAUUAUUCAGUUAAAUCAGCCAAUAAUGACUAUAGCCAUCCACAAAAAAGGCGUCUUAGACAGUAUGGAAGUAAUGAAAGUCAACCAGAUCAACCAACACUACAGCAUAAUCGUGCACACUCGCAACUCUAUCCACUUGCUGCUAUAUCUAUUAACAACACUUCAGCCUCAUUGGCAACAGCUCCAAGACAACAACAAUUGUCUGGUAAUUUUUCAUUUCCCCCUUAUACACUUACACACUCACAUCCACAUCCUCAUCAGCAAAAUUCCUUACCUUCACGCUAUCCCUCACCACCAUCACUACCCCUAGGAUCACAAUCAGGUGAGUCUAUUGGACUUUCCGAUCGUUCCUGGUGUUUCGAGCCCCCAUAUAAUAAUCACUCUAGCCAUAGCCAGGCAUUUGGCCACUUGCACACUCCCUCUGUAGACUCACCUUAUCAAAAAUUGAGAGGACAUCCAGUUGGUACUGCUUAUGAUGUACCCAAUGCCUAUACACCACCAGGUUAUUGGUAUGAGGGUGGUACAUUUCCAAGAAAAAAGGAAAAUCAGAGGUUCAGGAUACCAUCGAAUCCAAGUGUUGUUUCCAAAAGCAGUGUUGGAAAACUCUCGACGGGAAGCAUUGAACGAACAUCUGAAAGGGGUAGUCCAAUGUCAAAUACUUUUAGGCUCGAAGUAUUGAGCUCUACAACUGGUAUGACAAGUACUGGGGAUGAUACUUUUACUCCUUUACCUGGAGAAAUUCGAAGAUUGAAAAUUGAUAAAUCUGUUGAACCUCUGGGAAUACGAAUUUUUUGCCUUGAGAAGAAAGGUGUCUUCGUUUCAGCAGUCAGUGAAAAUUCACUGGCUAGCAAAGUUGGUUUGCAGAUUGGCGAUCAAUUACUAGAUGUUUGUGGCAUCAAUCUAAGAACUGCUGAUUAUCCAAGUGCUGCCAAAGUACUUAGGGAUGCACGUACUGGCGCUAUUACAAUGCAAGUCCAGUACAAUCCACAUAAAUACAACGAGCUUCAAGGCACAGGCUCAUCAAGUUCUCCAGAACCUGGUGCAGGCGCAGAUGGAAGUCAUAGUGGUUCACCAACUCCAUGCAAUAGUCCUGAGGCACCUAGGAAAUCAAGUCUUGAACAUCAUGAAACUUCGGAACCAGAAAGAGAUGCAGCAGCAGUAGCAACAGCAGUAGCAGCAGCAGCAGCAACAACAACAGGCAAAACUACUCUGACUCUGCCACCAGUCAUUCGUGAACGUGAGGUGCGAACUUCUGCUUCAAUGGAGGUGCGAGAUACCCAAGAACGAGCGAGAGAAAUUCGUAAUUCAGCAUCACUUGAUAUCAAUAUUAGGAAACCAGAGCUUAGAAAUUCCGCUACUAUAGACUCUAUACGGGGAGCAUUAACACUAACGCGAGCACAAAUGAAUCAAGCAGUAACCACUUUGCAACGUCAAAAUGCAACAGUUAGAAGUCCAACACAAGAGGAACAAAGUAGAAAAAGCCCUCCCACCAUUGAGCCUCGAUAUCUAUUUAUAGAAACUCGUAAAUGCUCAAAUUUAGGCAUAUCAUUAGUGGGUGGUAAUGGUGUCGGAAUUUUUGUUCAUUCUGUUCAACCAGGCUGUUUGGCUGAAGAUGCAGGAUUGAGAUCUGGUGAUAGAAUACUUGAAUAUAAUGGUGUUGAUUUAAGACAAGCAACAGCAGAACAGGCCGCUUUAGAAUUAGCUAGGCCCGCUGAUAAAGUGACUCUAGUUGCUCAAUACAUGCCAGAACGUUACAAUGAAGUCAAAGACAAACCUGGUGAUAGUUUUUAUGUUAAAGCAAUGUUUGAUCGUGUCGGUGAAGUUGGAGAUAGUUUGCAAUUACGAUUUAAUAAAGACGAUGUACUUUAUGUUGAUAAUACAAUGUUCAAUGGUACACCGGGUCACUGGAGAGCAUGGCUGGUCGAUCAGGCUGGUAGACGUCAGCAGUGUGGAAUAAUACCGUCAAAAUUUAAAAUUGAAGAAGAACUACUAUUAAGGAGAUCCCUUGGUGAUUUGGAGACAGAUACUGGAAAACGUGGAACGACUAGUGCGCGAAGGAGCUUCUUUCGGAGAAAGAAACAUCAUAGAUCAUCUAGUAGAGAUAGUAAGGAGCUCUCUACACUCACUGGAGUCAGUCUCGGUUGGUACAGUGAUAGUGGAACAUUGAAUGAGGAAAAUUUACCUGCCAGUUAUCAGCGAGUUGAGAGACUUGAUUAUCCAACAUUGAGGCCAGUUUUGAUCAUUGGACCUCUCAGUGAAUGUGUAGCCACUAAACUCUUGCAGGAUUGUCCUGGCGAUUUUACAAGAUGCCUUCCUGAAGCUAUGCACUGCUCUCAAGCUACCUUGGAACAAGGAUUGAGAGAUUCUCUUUAUGUUGAUUAUCGUAAAAAAGGAAGUUAUUUUGAGUGCACCACUGUUCAAGCCGUCAAAGACGUAUGUGCUAAGAAUUCACACUGUAUUUUGGACGUAUCAAUUGCGUCGAUUGAACGGCUUCAUAGGCAUCAGAUAUAUCCGAUAGUACUCCUCAUUAAAUUUAAAAGUGUCAAACAAAUUAAAGAAGUCAAAGACUCCCGAUAUCCAAGUGAUAAAAUAAGUGCCAAAGCUGCUAAAGAAAUGCAUGAGCAAUCGCUCAAAAUUGAAGCUGAGUACAAACACUAUAUUUCUGAUAUUAUUCAUGCUGGGGUCAAUGUAGCCUAUAUCUGCACUCAAGUCAAAGCUGCUGUUGAUUGCGAGCAGAGUAAAGCAUUAUGGGUGCCUCGAGGUCCACCCUGACAUCCAAGGGGGGGCCCUCAUAAGCCGCAGUGGAAAUCAAUCUAAAUCCACUAGGGGAGCCCUCAUUAUUAUAUUCUAAAUAUACAACUUUAACGAGAGUGAGAGCAAUAUUGCCCAGGCAUUCUGGUCAUUGGGUUUUAUGCUUCAAAAUACUUUGCUGCUGGAAAUUUGUAAUGAUUGUCAUCACAAUCGCGAUGAGAGUACCUUUUAAAUACAGUAAAAUACAGUCCAAGUGGAGCUUUUAUUAACGUGGUUUAAGUUUAUACAUUACAUUAUUUUAAAAAGAAAAAAGUCCGAUAUUUUCAAGUCGUUCUCAGAUUUUUAUCUAUCGCGUGAUGGAACUAGCUGCUACAUUUUUUUUUUCGACAAUGAAGAAAAAAGGGAAUAAAUAAUAAUCGACAUUCAGGAGCUGCUUCAACAGCAUUAAGGGGAAAAAAAAAAUUUUCUUUCCACAAGUAUCACCAUAAAUGGGUAUGCUUGAGUCGUAUCCCAAUAAAUAGAUACUUAUACAUGUAUAUUAUUUAUAUAAUUGAUUUCAACCAAUUGAGCGUAGAUGUAAUAUAUGAUUUCUUUCAAUCAAGAGAAGUUUCUAUAAUUCAAAAGACUUUAUAUGGAAGGAAAAAAAAACUAGUUUUAUUGUGGGAUCAAUGCCUUUGAAGGCUGUUUUUUUUUCUCUCUAUUUAUUAUUUUUUAACUAGAGCAAUGAAAAAAUACGUCUAUUGUUGUUCCGUUGAAAACAAAAAAAAAAAAUGCAAUUUUCAUACACACUAAUGAUGGAUUUUCAUAACUUUCUAAUGAGAGACAAUAUUUAGGCAUAAGUUUAAUCACUGAGACCAAAAAUUAAGAACAUAAACUGUACAAGUAUGAAGAAAUGUGAAGGAUGUACACUCACUUUGUUAUUUAUCGAUAAAAAUUACAUUUUUAUAAAGAAAAGAAAAGUCGAAAUCAUGAAGAAGAAAAUGUGAUUAAUUAAAUGUCGUGUGGCCCUCAGUGGGGUCUGCAUACAUUAAUUUUUCCUUCUUUUUAGAAUGGGCUAGUGGAGACAGACAACAGGAGCAUGUGUAUACAUGUUGGUAUUAGUGUGGAGAUUCUAUAUGACAUCCCGGCGACUACACAAAAAAAAGCAUUUUAUCUUACACAGUUAAAAUGAGAAUAAUGGGACCAUUUUUCAAUCCUCGCAUUAUACAUACGUAUUCCCCAUCAUUUACAUGCCUGCUCCUAAUGCAAUGCAAGACGCGUGAAUAAUAAUAAUUCAAUAAAAACGUGAUUUCGAUGUUAAUAUCAAUCACAUCACUGUGAUACAUAAAUACUGCUUCAACAUAUCGUGAGAAAUUUCCCGUUAUUAUAAUUAAUAAUCACGACCAAUCAGUUAUUUAGUAAUAAAUUUUUCUAUCAAUUUACCUACUACCUUUUGCAAUAUAUCAACCAAAACAAUAUUAUAUUAUGUAUUCAACAAGAUUAACUGUACUAGAAUGGUUUUUGAAAAAAUUUUUCCAUCUAAGCGGUGAAUGGAAUAUCUAUAGAUGGAUAUUCAGUUUGUUAUCGUACAAUAUAAAUGUUGAUCAAUUUUUGGUGGAUACUUGGAUUAUCAAACGGUGCCGUUUCGCUACCACUUGUUUGAAACUCAAUUCCACACUGACCUACUUGUAUUUGAAUCCUUUUUUAAAGCUAGCGUGAUUACAUAUUCGUUAGCUAUGGAGUCAUGAGAAGAGUUGCAGAAGUCUUUAGAUACUCUCAUUAGGAAUUAACUCAAUACUUUUUUUUUUUUUCAAAUAUAUCUUUGUGCUCGUGCUAAGUGAUGAUGUUGUAUGAAAUGAAAUACGUAAGUAGUGAUUGAAGAAAUUAAUCUCCCUGGUAUUGAAGUAAUACAUAUCGCUUCAGAAUUCAAAAUAUAUUAUUCUCGUUAUUCAAAACUAAGGUCAAGACAUACAUGGUCGUGCACUUUGAUGAUUAAUUGAUAAUACCUAAUUGAUAACAAAACAAAAAGAUAAUUUAAUGAUUGAGGGAAGGUGAAUCACACCAAACUCUCUUCAUUCUUUAAUUUCUUCAAACAAAUUGGCCAAACGGCAAUUUGUCAUAAUACUUGUCUUUGUACUAUCACCUUGCGGGUGAAUAACGAGGCGACAAUCGGAGAAUUUUUUCCUUUUAUGAUGGCUGAUGGAAUAGAGGAAAAAGGAGAAUAUAAUGGAGAGAGCAUGGGUAAUUGAGUUCGUUAAUUGGAGUUUUUUUUUUCAUUGUUAACUUGUACAUUGGUAGGGACCAGCAGCAGGUUCUCAGAGUAUUAUAAAUGUUCUUGCUCACUCAAAAAUAAAACGUUGUGGUCAUUAUAAAAUGGCAAUUGAAAUUUAUAAGUUGACUAUUUUCAAUCGUCAAUGUUACAAGACGAAAGAGAGAUUAAAUAUUUUCUAAUAAUACACUACAAAAAUAAUGAACAUUGUUUCGUAAUUCAUAAGAUAAUCGCAAAUUAUUCUGAACUCGCUUCUAUAUUUUUUAUGAAAAUAUUGGAUGUUUGCAAUUCGCAAUAAGUAAAAUUUUGUCAUGCCUUUCCUGUUCAUUAUUAGUCCACCAUUGGUAUAUGAUUUAUAGAAACAAUAACUGCCUGUAAAUUUUAUAUUCAUCGCUAUACCUCUUUUUCAUCUCGAUAUAUAACUGUAUAAUAUUGAACAACGUUACUAUUUCACAUAGGAUGAAUAGAAUAGAAUAGAAACUAUUUCAAAGAGGUACAUCUUCAGUUUUCCAUCAUCAAGUGAUGGUAACAGUUAAGAUUCGAUAUUUUGGCUGAGCAAAACACGAACAUGGAAUCGAAUAUUCAUUAACCUUUUAUUAAUCUUUUAAUGUUUUCUCUUCCUAAAACGGUUCCUCUACCAAAUAUUUCAACUCACUACUUGUGAAUUAUACUCCAAUGCAUAUAUUAUAAGACCUCCAUAUAGUUAUUGAAAAAAAUAAAUAAAUCAAAUAAAAACAUGACUGAAAGAAUGAAUGAAUGAAUGAAUGAAUCAAUCAAUCAAUCAAUCAAUCAAUAAAUUAAUAAAUGACAGUUGAUUCCAUGGACUUUGAAUAUGGCAGUUUGUGCUAUAAUGCACCAACUAAUUCUGAUAAAACCGACGUUAAGUUAUUUAAAUGUAUAUAGUGUUAUUUCAGACGAUAUAUUUCAAUAAACGAUGAGUGACAUAUAAAUAUAA